Molecule: messenger RNA, 2592 nt
Organism: Rosa rugosa (rugosa rose)
Lineage: Eukaryota; Viridiplantae; Streptophyta; Magnoliopsida; Rosales; Rosaceae
Product: receptor-like protein 7
Exons: 1
Coding region: 1-2592 (863 amino acids)
Molecular function (GO): protein binding
Source: RefSeq, a predicted model, not a curated record
AUGUUUAUCCUUUCAAAAUUUGUCAUGUCACAUCUUGUCGUGGCAGAGUCUUUGCAGUCAUAUACUCCUCCUUGCCAUGAUGAUGAGAUCUCUGCCUUACUGCAAUUCAAGCAAAGCUUUGUCAUUAACAUGUCUGCUUCAAGUUAUGAGGGUGCUUAUCCAAAGAUUUCUUCAUGGAAAUCAAACAACAAUUGUUGCUCAUGGGACGGGAUCGAGUGCGAUGAGGAGACUCAUCAUGUGAUUGGACUUGAUCUUAGUAGCAGUUGUCUCUAUGGCUCUAUCAACUCCAACAACACCAUCUUCCACCUUGUUCAUCUUGAGAGCCUCAACCUUGCUGACAAUGAUUUCGAUUCCUCUCAAAUUCCUCAUACCAUUAGGAAUUUUCCAAAGCUCAGGUAUCUCAACCUCUCUUACUCUGUGCUUUCUGGUCAAGUCCCGUCUGAAGUUUCACAAUUGACCAAGUUGUCAUCCCUUGAUCUAUCUCACAAUGGUGAUAUGUUUUUGAAUGAAGAUUUGUUAAGAAGCCUACCUCAAAACUUAACUGGCCUAAAAACACUUGAACUUCCUUCCAUUAAAAUAUCAUCCACAAUACUUAAUAUCUUCGCCAAUUUUUCACAUUUGACAUCCCUCGUCCUAGCUGAAUGCGGCAUGUUCGGCAAAUUACCAUUUUCUCUUGGUAAUCUGAGACAUCUCAUCCAUUUGGACCUUUCAUCUAAUGAGUUCAAUGACCAAAUUCCUUCUUCAUUUGCCAAUCUUACCCAGCUCGCAGUACUUCGUCUUAAUUCAAAUCAAUUAUCUGGUCCAAUCCCAUCUAGUCUAGGUAAUCUUGGCAAACUUACUGUUCUAGAUCUUAAUUUCAAUAAAUUUCAAAGGGAGAUUCCUGAGUCAUUAUUCAAUGUAGCAAGUCUCAAUAGACUUCUUCUAGCUUAUAAUAAUCUCAGUGGUACAGUGGAGUUCCACAAACUUCUUAAGCUACCAAAUUUAAAGUGGCUAGAUCUAUCUGGUAACAAUUUGGAUGUGAUCACUGAAACCAGAAAUAUGAAUGCAUCUAGCAUUCCAAGGUUAGAGUAUCUAGGAUUGGGUUUGUGCAACAUAAGAGAGUUCCCAAAUUUCCUAAGAUAUCAAGAUACAUUAUUUUACUUGAACCUUUCUUGGAACGGAAUGCAUGGCCAAGUACCAAAAUGGAUGUGGAACACAACCAGAGAGUCUUUGGAGUUCUUGGACAUUUCUCAUAACCUCCUUUCAGGCUUUGACCAGCCUCCGGUUGUCCUUCCCUGGGUUAACCUAGUUGGGCUAGAUCUUUCGUUCAACAGGCUUAGUGGGCCAUUGUUGGUACCUUCGUUUCAAUCCAUGAAAUUCUAUCAGAUUUCAAACAACAAAUUGACUGGAGAAAUUUCACCUUUGAUUUGUAAUGCCAGUUUUCUUAUUUCCCUUGAUGUAUCAAAUAACCAUUUGAGUGGUAUGCUUCCCCGGUGUCUCGGAAACUUCAGUAGUGAUCUUGAAGUUUUAAGUGUUGGAAACAACGAUUUUCAUGGCACUCUUCCUCAUAUAUGCCCCACCAAUGGAAGCGAUUUGAUAAUGAUUGAUAUCAGUCGUAACCAAAUGCAGGGGAAAUUACCGAGGUCAUUGGCGAAUUGUUUGCAGCUCGAGUUUCUCGUUCUUUCAAGCAAUAAGUUCGAUGACGUAUUCCCCAUUUGGUUGGGAACUCUUUCAAAAUUAAGAGUUUUGGCAAUGAGCAAUAGUGGGUUCCACGGUGCUAUUCCGAGACAUCAAAGCUCUCAUGAUGGUUUCCCCAAUUUGCGCAUCCUUGAUCUGUCCCAAAAUAAUUUUACCGGUCAGUUUGCAUUUGAAUUCAUCCUCUCUGGAAAAGCAAUCAGAGGUAUCCAUCUAUACGGAUCGAGGUACAUGAGUGCACUUGGAAUCGCACAUUACACCGAUGGUUGGUAUUUGAUAGCCAUUUACAGGUAUGAGUACUCAAUCACGCUGAUGAAUAAAGGUUUAGAGAGAUACUUCCAAAAGGUUCGUGAAGACUUCAUGGCCAUCGAUCUGUCGAGCAAUAGAUUUGAAGGCAAGAUUCCAGAAUUUAUUGGGAACCUAAAGGGGCUUCGCUCACUUAAUGUAUCCAGUAACAUUCUAACUAGCCGCAUCCCACCAUCGUUGGGAAACUUGACAAAUCUUGAAGCUUUGGAUCUUUCACAUAACAAGUUCUUGGGUGAGAUCCCUCCAUCACUGUUGCAGCUUUCAUUCCUCCAACAAUUCAGCGUCUCGCACAACAAUCUCACAGGUCGAAUACCGGUUGGAAACCAGUUUAGUACCUUCGACAUCACUUCAUAUGAGGGCAACCCAGGUUUGUGUGGAUCUCCAUUGCCAAAGAAAUGUUCACGUCUUGAGGGGCCUGAACUUCUAACUUCAACAGCAGAAGAAGAUGGAGUUGAAUUGGAUUGGAAAUUUGCUGCGGCGGGGUUAGUGAGUGGGUUGGUGGUGGGAGUGGUUCUUGCAGACUUUGUGAUCACGAGGUUCACGGAGCGUUUCAUUGAGAUCGUUGCAUUGCUGAUCAGACUGAUGAAAAGGAUGAGAAGGCCCAGGAGUUGA